AUGGCACCCUUCGAUUUCAAGUCAGACAAGCACUUCGUUGCAUCCUCCGAUGGCACUACCCUGCAAGUCUACGAGCUGACCAAACCCACUCUCAUUCUCCACCCUUCUUCCAUCCGAAAGGCUCAUUGGAAGGUAGUUGCCAACAUCAACACAAAUCUCGACGAGGAUGAAGACGAAAACAAUGACUAUGACGACAUGGCGGAGGAGGAGGAGGAGGAGGAGGAGAGAACAUCGUCGUUGUACGAUGACCUGCUGUUCUUCGACGGUCAUGGAAAGAUCGAGGGACGGGCUGCGUUGACCAAGCUGGCUCAACACCUCAGUGGACUCCACUUGAUGGUGAGUCCCCAAGGGUACUGUUUCCAAGACGCGAAGGAGCUUGGGGAGUACGCUGACUACGGGACUCACUAUCUUCGGCUGAACGAUCUGUUUAGCUGA
Linum trigynum is the source of this 435-nucleotide messenger RNA. The record is from the annotation of a GenBank genome assembly. NCBI's taxonomy places the organism in Eukaryota, Viridiplantae, Streptophyta, Magnoliopsida, Malpighiales, Linaceae.